UUAAAUUAGGAGCGGAAUCGCGUUUGCGAUUGUCAGUACUGUUGUCGUUGGGAUAACCUGAAACAUGGUCCGCUUUAAAAACAGAUACGUUGUUUUCACAAUAAAGCCACAUAACGACAGCGAUGACAAGCAGGCGGCAUGGAAGAAUACGCAUGUGUCUAAUGCAAUUAAAUUGAAGGUGCAACAAUUGUAUGGGGAUGUUGGAGUCGCAGCAAUAAAGGACGGCUUCGACGCAAAAUACUGUAACGUACAAACGAAAAUAGCAAUAGUAAGGCUGAGGCACGGGCCUCACAAAUAUGCAUUACAUGCUAUUCCACUGAUAAACGACAUAGGUGGGCGACUAGUCAAAACGAAGAUUCUGUAUGUAGGAGCGACUCUGAAACACUGUUUCCUCUUUAUCAGAAAACAUCAGGAAAAGAAGCUGGAACAAUUAUGGUCAAAAUUGCCAACAGAAGCCGAGAGGAAACGGAUGGAGACUUUUCUGAUGACUCUGACCCCCGCUAUGAAGGACUUUAAAUAAAAAUCAUCGUAAA
Mycetomoellerius zeteki is the source of this 533-nucleotide messenger RNA. It is a transcript of the gene Pop5, whose product is annotated as POP5 ribonuclease P/MRP subunit. The coding region runs from base 65 to 520 and encodes 151 amino acids. The record is from RefSeq and is a predicted model, not a curated record. Gene Ontology annotation, cellular component: ribonuclease P complex. The transcript has 4 exons. Gene Ontology annotation, molecular function: ribonuclease P RNA binding. Gene Ontology annotation, biological process: tRNA 5'-leader removal. NCBI's taxonomy places the organism in Eukaryota, Metazoa, Arthropoda, Insecta, Hymenoptera, Formicidae.